Messenger RNA from Ziziphus jujuba (common jujube), 1764 nucleotides. Its product is annotated as heavy metal-associated isoprenylated plant protein 47. Bases 199 to 498 code for a protein of 99 amino acids. The transcript has 2 exons. NCBI's taxonomy places the organism in Eukaryota, Viridiplantae, Streptophyta, Magnoliopsida, Rosales, Rhamnaceae. The record is from RefSeq and is a predicted model, not a curated record.
AAUAAUAAUGUGUGGGACCAAAAAACACUGUUUAUGGCUCAAUUCUAUUUCAUAUAUGUACAGUAAAAUUAUCAAUGAAACGCUUCGUUCAAUUUGCUAAAAAAUUAUAUAUCUCUAUUCUAUAUUAAGCUUAUUGUUUAGAAGGUCCUGUGUUUCGAACAAUUAAGCACUGUUUUGUUUUCUUGAGGUUUCAUUCUUAUGGGUGUAGUAGAGAGGGUACCAAGAAGAAGAUCAAGAAUAACAAAAGGUCUAACAGACAGCAUAUGCGCUAUGAAGAUUGUGAUGAAGGUAGAGAUGAACUCCCAGAAAUCCAAAACCAAAGCACUCGAGGUUGGAAGAAAUGCAGAUGGAGUAGGCUCUGUGAGGUUAGAAGGGGAUCAUAGAGACGAAAUGCUGGUGAUUGGGAAUGGAAAUGAUGCUGUGAAGUUGGUAAAAAUUUUAAGGACCAAAGUGGGAGCAGCUGAGAUUAUCAGUGUUGGGGGAAGUCUAUUUGAGUAACAAUCAACAAAACAGCGGCAACCACGGUCUUCCCCUAUUUUAUUAUUGAUCCCGAUGAAGAUUCAGGUUUAACACUGCCUGAAAAUACAAAGAUAGAGCUUUGGAGCCACCAGGAUACUGUGAUAUCCAUAAUAAUUUUAAAAAAAAAAAAAAGUGCUUUCGGCCAUAUAAAACCAAACAGACUCUUUAAGUUCUAGGCUCAGACUCUCAGGUAAGAGAGUAGAAUAGUGGAGGCUAUUGUAUUAGUGCUACUUCAUCAAUGGUUGUCUCUUUCUAUCUAGAGCCUUUACACUCUGGAAAAGGAUUGGUGCCAUGCACAUGUGUUAGAGAUGUUAUUCCUAGGGGCCAAAACCAUUGAAAAUAUGUUUCCAGAUUUUAGAUUCAAUCCAAGUUUGGGUGAAAUCUUCUUUAAUUUUAGAAUAUUGCAAUCCCUAUCCAAAAGAUAAAAAACUAAAAAUGAUUAGGAGACGUUGGUCUUAUUUUCAUUUGAACACGUUACUUUUUAUCAAAUCUGAAUGAUUCGCUUGGUCAGCAGUCCAGUCGGAAGGUGGAAAUUCACUUUGCUAAGUAUACAUCUUUUAUUGGUAAAUUCCAUCCCAUGGUUUAAUUUAUUUGAUUGCUUUCUAUCUUGUAUUUCUAUUUUCUAUUUAUUUUUCUUGCUGAUUAGUGAUAACCAUUUUGGUUUUCAAAUUUUCAGCCUCUGUUUUCUUGCAAAACUAGCUUCUGGUGGAACUGGGUUGUGUGUAUUUCGAUGCUAAUGCUUUUUUUUUUUUUUAAUAUUUAUUUAUUUAUUUAUUUUUGCUUCUUAAAGGUAGUCUGUGUUUUGUUCUCCUUAAUAAUUUCUAUAUUACUUACUUUUCGAAAGAUCUCUACAGAAGAGAUUAGAAAGGAAUAUAAUCUAUCAUUUUCAAAACUUCCAAUUUCAACUUGGAAGUGAAAAUGGGAAUAAAUUACGAGGCAGAUAAGCUUAAAAUUGUGUAAAUAUUAAGUCCCUAUAUUGUGGGAUAUGAAAUUACUAUACUACCACUAACCACAAUUGUGUUGAUAUGCCAAACACAGAAAUACUAAGGCUUAUGACCAAGGGGAAAAAAAAAAUAAUAAUAAUAAAUAAAUAAAUAAAAUGGCACAUUGUAUUGAAAACUGAGGCAAAACUAAAAUUGAAGAAUACAUAUAUAUUUUUAUCUUAUUCAAGAUAAGGGAAAACUAAGUUACAAAACCAAGGCUUAUGACGUAGGACAAAAACAAAGGGGGAAAACUAAGGCACAA